Messenger RNA from Saprolegnia diclina VS20, 2352 nucleotides. RefSeq lists its product as hypothetical. Gene Ontology annotation, cellular component: nucleus. The record is from RefSeq and is a predicted model, not a curated record. NCBI's taxonomy places the organism in Eukaryota, Oomycota, Saprolegniomycetes, Saprolegniales, Saprolegniaceae. Gene Ontology annotation, molecular function: RNA binding. The transcript is spliced from 8 exons. The coding region runs from base 1 to 2352 and encodes 783 amino acids. Gene Ontology annotation, biological process: RNA processing.
AUGGACGACGAGCGACAGCGGAAGCGCAAGCUGUACGAGGACGGGGCCAAGCGACCGGAGGAUGGCGUCCCGCGCUUCUCGAUGGCGACGCAGAAGAAGACCAAGUUCGACAAGGAGCGCGAGGAGCAGGAGCGCAAGAAGCGCAUCGCGGACGAGGAGGCCGCCAAGGUCUACGAGUCGUUCGUUGCCUCGUUCGAGCACGAGCCGCGACAGGCGUUCGUGCAAGCCGGCGCGUUGAGCGCACCAGCGUACACGCCGCAGCGGUACGAGACGCCGCCACCGCUGCGCCGCCCGAUGCCAGGACCAGCGCGGUCGUCGUCGGCCAAGUCGUCGUCGUCGUCGACGUCGGCAAAAGCCUUUGCGUUUGCGAUGGACGACGAGGACGAACCGCCGGUCGUCGACGUGCCCCGCAAGAAGAUCCGCGAGAUGGACCUCUUUCUCCAAGAGAUCAAAGAACAUAAGUUUGAGCCCGCGCCGGCCGUCGACGUCUACCCCCACCGCGACAUUGGCGGGUCCCACGACGACGGCGUUGGCGACACGACCAAUCUGUACGUCGGCAACCUCCCGCCCACGAUCACGGAAGAUGCGCUCCGGACGAUCUUUGAAGAGUACGGCGCCAUCUACUCGGUCAAGAUCAUGUGGCCGCGCAACGACGAAGAGCGGCUUCGCGGCCGGCUCACGGGCUUUGUAUGCUUUCGCCGACGCGACGACGCCGACGACGCGCGUGUGCACUUGAACGAACGCAUUGUGGACGGGCAAGAGAUCAUGGUCGGGUGGGGCAAAGCCGUCCGCAUGGACGCCCCCAAGCCGUCCUCGAUGUUUGCGCCGCCCGUGGCAUUCCCGCGACCGCUCAUGACACCGCCACCGAUGUUUGCGCGCCCGCCACCGCCUUCGAUGGGGUUCCCGCCACGUCCGCCGUUUCCAGGACCGCCGCCGCCGCGUCCGACAAUGAUGACGGGAACGCCAUUGUCGGGGCCACCGCGCGGCUUGCCCUUCGCUCGUCCGCCCAUCAUCGUCGAGCUCCCGGACAAGGAUACCGUGCGAUACGUCAACCGGUUUGCCGAGUGCGUCGCCGAAGGCGGUCCGCAGAUGGAAGACGCGAUGCGGCUGCGCCCGGACGACCGGUUUCUGUUUCUGACCGACCACAACUCGAGCUUGUUUCACUACUACAAGUGGAAGGUGCUCUCGCUGCGGCGCGGCGAGAACGACUACCGCUGGGGCCGCGACCCGAUCCCCGGCGAGAACGGGCUCGUGUACCUUCCGCCGCCGCCGCGGGACAGUGCGUCGUCGUCGGUGCGCGACGGCGCGCCGCGGUCUCGGAGCCCGAGUCCUGCGCGGUCGCCGCGCCCAGCCCGCCGCACGCACCACCGCUUCACGCGGGAUGCCAACAGUCCACAAAGUCAUCUGUCGACCAUAGAGAAGGGUGCCGUCAUGACCGGGGCCCAGUUGGCGGCGGCGCGGGACAAGGAAGAGGGCCGUCAGCGCAAUCUCCUGGACGCAGACGGCUACGACGACUUUUGCGAGCUCCUCGAAGACGUGAGUUUGGAACGGGACGCGAUCUGCGAUGUGAUGGCGUUCGCGCUUGACCACUCGGAGUGCGCCGUCGACAUUGUGAGCAUCGUCGCCAAAGCGUUCCGCGUCGAGUACGCCGCUGACGAUGACGAGAAGUUGCUGCUGCCGCCCAUGACCUAUGUCGCGCGGCUGUAUGUGAUCUCGGACAUUCUGCACAACUCGACCGCCCCGAAGAAGAACGCGUCGCUGUACCGAACACAGUUUGAAGAGUGUCUUCCCGAGAUCAUGCAAGUGCUCAACCACGUGCACCAAACGAUUGUCGGCCGUAUGUCGUUCAAUCUGAUGCGCGACAAGGUGCUCUCGGUGCUGAAUGCGUGGGAGAACUGGAGUCUCUUCCCGCCAUCGUACCUCCUCGGCCUCAACGCGACAUUCCUCGCCAAGAAGGACCCGUCCGACGUCGACCCACGCAGCGUCUUGGGCCCCGAGAUUUUGAACCUCUCGGAGGACCGCCUCAAGCGCAAGUGCAAGCAAGCAGGUCUUGUCUCGUCGGGCUCGACGCUCGACAUGUACGCCUGCCUCGCCAUGCUCCAGCGCUUCACCAGCGUCGCGAAAGCACCCACAAGCGCCAAGAACCAGGGCGACGACGACCUUGAUGGCGCACCCAUGGACGAGAUGCCGGAUGCGCCCAUGGGCGGAGAGGACGAUGACAUUGAUGGCAUGCCUCUUGAUGGCAACCAGGAUGACGACGACCUCGAUGGCGAGCCGCUCGACGACGAUGUGGACGGCGAGCCGCUGGACGAUGUCGAUGGCGAGCCGCUCGAUGAUGACGAGGCAGCAUGA